GUGUUUGUUUCAGUGUGUCGCUGGCGCUGGCUUUUCCUUUCUGUAUUAACAGUCCAAUACCUGCAGAAGAAUUUCAGACCAAAUGUCUCGAGCGUCACUUCUGGCUCUCAGUUAAGUCCAGCUACCUUGGUCAGAUGGUCCAGUUUAAUUUUGAAGAUCAGUAUGGACUCCACACGCUGUGUCCUCAGGAGGCCGUCCUCUGUGGCUACACCGUCCUAAUCUCUGAUGCUGGAGAUCUGCUCUUCCGAGCCUCCUUCUUGGCCUGUCAUGUAAACAGCCAGACAGGAUCAGACUACUUUCUGCGUGUUUGGCUCACACAUGUACAAGCAGAUGGAAGGGUGGCAGUGUACCCCUUCCAUCUCCACUGUUCUCUUCAGGGGACGUGGAGCCCUAGUGAGUUUCUCUUUGAGGAAAACUACAUGGAGGUGUCUAUUCAGCAGUCCUACCUGCCUGGUAGGCCUGCACCUGAGGCAGGUGUAGCCAUCAUGUUUCACAAAGACCAGUCAGGGAAGGAAGCUGUGGUUUUAUCCCUCAGGGAGGCUGCUGCUAUGGGCUACUAUGUCUCCAUGCAGACGUCACGAUUUGUGCUUCGCUGUCCGUACUCGUCUCCGUUGUCGUACACUGUCAAGGAGAAAGGAGUGGAUUUGGAGGUUAAGGUGACGUUGGAUGGUGGCGGUGAUCUUCCAACGUGGACCCAAAGCCAGAUUGACAGCGACCUCCUUGUGUCCAGGCUCUCCCUCUCCAACGGGAGUCUCCUCUACAGGCUCAAUGUCUCCUUAUCGCAUCCAAAAGUCAUCCCGAAGCAUAUAGGUGACGGGUCCAUAACGUACAGCUUCACUUUAACCUUUACUCUGUCCAUCACACCCAGUGGAGAGGUGUUUUACCAUCAUGCCACUGUGAAGCACCAGGCUCCAUAUCCAGAGUUAAGAUCUCCCAGGCUGGAGGGGAAGUGCACAGAGAGCAGCCUGCUGGUGCUGCUGCACCACGGGGCCCAUUCUGAUCUGCAGUGGGAGCUCUUCCUGGGAGCCCGCAGGCUGGAAUGGGAUCUGGUGGAGAUGGGUGGAUUCAAAAUGGAGGCGGAGGACAACUACCUAACUGUGAAGAUUCCCUUCUACAGCCCAGGGAUGAUCUAUCAGAAGCUGUCAUUGCAGGGCCUCAUUGGUGGAGUAAAUGUAUCUGUCGUGGAUGCAGAGUCCCUGCAGGAACUUGACCAUCUCGUCCAUAAAUGCACAUUUCCUGCCAGAGAACUUCUGGUUUGUCAGCCCGAUGGAAGGAUGGUAGCUAUAGUUGACACCACCCACGCUGUCCCGCCUGUCCAGCCCAACAGAACCACUCUGCUGGAUCCCAGCUGUGGUCCAACAGAAACAAACAGCGCCAGAGCUCUCUUCAUAUUUGGCCUCAAGUCCUGUGGGACGACUGUCACUGUCGCUGGAAAUGUUUUGGUUUAUGAAAACCAAAUCAGCUACUCAGGAUUUUCAGCCUUUGGAUGAUCCUGUCAUACACAGAGAUGCUCCCUACAGACUGACAGUUCGGUGCAGCUACCCGACAAAUACCACGAGUAUUUCUGCUGUGCAGCAUCGUCCACUAGAACCCGCCUCUGGACCUUUCGGCCGUCGGAGUCAAAUAAAGACAUAGUGAAGCUGU
Messenger RNA from Girardinichthys multiradiatus, 1644 nucleotides. RefSeq lists its product as uncharacterized. Bases 135 to 1490 code for a protein of 451 amino acids. The record is from RefSeq and is a predicted model, not a curated record. The transcript has 13 exons. NCBI's taxonomy places the organism in Eukaryota, Metazoa, Chordata, Actinopteri, Cyprinodontiformes, Goodeidae.